AUGUUUUUACUCAAAAAAGCAACUUCGAGACCACCAAAGCCAGUUGUCACUCCUGUUAUCCCAGCUAUCCCAAUACAACCACUUCAUAAAAAAAUUACUUUAGUAAUUGAUAAAAAUGUUUUUGUCCUAAUUGCAGGAAAGGAUUUUUUGGAAAUUGAAUUGAAAACUGGAAAUAUCACUAGGAAAGAUAAACAUGAUCCUUCUCAGGACGCAAAGUAUUAUUGUGUAUUUGGCAUAGUAGGAAUGCUAAGGUUAUUAUCAGCACAAUACAUAAUAGUUAUUACAGAUAGAAAGGACCUUGGUAAAAUUCAGGGUAAAUCUGUUUACAUGAUUAAAAGAGUAGCAGUCCUACCUUUGAAUUAUGAAGACGCUCUAAAAAUCCUUGAUAAACAUCAUUGGCCUGUUGAUGGAGAAGAUCAAGUGACUGCCGAUAUAUUUCUUGAAGAUUUAGGGGAAGGGCAUAAAAGAUACGUUUCUAACACAAUAACAGAAACUGAUGUAGAGGAAGCGACAAAUAGUUUGCCAUCAACUUCAACAAUUUUAGAUUCACCAUCACCUUUAUCAAUUUCAAUUAUACCUCCGCCUCCUAUACCGCCAUCAUCACCAGAAUCACAAUCAAAUAAAAGGCAACAAUCUUUAUUAUCAAAAAUGAAAUCAGCAAUUGCCGAAUUAAAUAGAAGAAGAUCUCCAUCAUUAUCUUCAAAUGGUUCGGAUUCUGAAUAUGACGAUAAAGAAGGAGGGUUUACAUCGGUUAGCACUACUAAUGAAAGUACACUUAUUAGUACAGGUGAUAAUAAUAUCGAUAUUUCAAAAAGUCCAGGUAAAUUGUCACCUUUAUCCACUGCUGCAAAAAGAGUUAGUGAGGUUUGGGAUGGUAUUACUAGCGAUUAUGGAUCUACAAAAACGAUCAAUAUAAAGGAUCCCAUAGAUAACAAAGUAAUGGAUGCAAGAGUUGCUAGAGAAAUUGCAUCAUUCUUUCGCGAUGCGUUUUUCUAUUCUUAUGAACUUGAUAUUACAAGAUCUUUACAACAAAAACAUGAAAAGGGAUUUAAAGAAGACCUACCUCUUUGGAAACAGGCAGAUAAGAAGUUUUGGUGGAAUGAACAUAUGCUUAAAGGAUUUAUUGAACUUGAGCUUGAUGGUUGGAUAUUACCCAUAAUGCAAGGUUAUGUUCAAAUUGAGAAAUGUCAGAUUGAUGAACGAUCAUUUGAUUUUAUAUUAAUUUCUCGAAGGAGUCGUGAAAGAGCGGGUUUGCGAUACCAACGUAGAGGAAUCAAUGAAGAUGGUGAUGUGGCGAAUUUUGUUGAAACUGAGCAAAUACUUUCAAUUGAGAUUGAAGAAAUUAGUCACGUAGUAUCAUUUUUACAAAUUCGUGGCUCGAUUCCAUUAUUUUGGUCGCAAUCACCUUAUGGUCUUAAGCCGAAACCUGUAUUAGAACGUUCUGAUGAUGACAAUUCGUUAGCAUUUAAAAAACAUUUUGAUAAAUUAAUUGGAAUGUAUGGAAGCAUAAAUUGUAUUAAUUUAACAGAAAUAAUUAAUCGUGAAGCUAUUGUUGGAAGAGCUUACCGCGAAGCAAUUAAUAGUUACAAAGACGAUACAAAUAUCGAAUAUAUUGAAUUUGAUUUUCAUAAAGAAUGUAAAGGAAUGAGAUAUGAAAAUAUUUUAAAACUUGUUGAAAUACUUGAGCGCAAUUUCAGUAAAAUUGGUUACUUUUGGCAAGCUAGUAAAACGACAAAUGAAGCAGAAAUUCAUUGCAAACAAGCAGGAAUCUUUCGUACAAAUUGUAUGGACUGUUUAGAUAGGACAAACGUUGUGCAGAGUGCUCUCGCUAGGGAAGUUUUAAAUCUUCAAAUGCUUAGAUUAGGAAUUUCUGAAUUUAUUGAUGGCGGAUUUUCUCAUUAUGAGCAAUUUGAAAAUAUUUUUAAUGAUGUCUGGGCAAAUAAUGGAGAUUCUAUAAGUAGAGAAUACGCUGGAACCAGUGCACUAAAAGGGGAUUUUACUAGAAAUUUACAAGGCGUCGUUAACGAUGCAUCUAAUUCUUUGGCCCGUAUGUUUCAGAAUACGUUUAAAGAUUUCUUUAGACAGGCCACGAUUGAUUAUAUAUUGGGUAAUCAUUCAAUUGAAGUUUUUCAGGAACUUCAACAGAAAUUUGAAGCAUCACAACCUGGAGAAGCAGAAAGAUGGGCAAAAGUUAGAGCUACUGCAAUUGAAAUUAGUAGUUUUAUUGUCAUUGUUGAUAAUGAGGAAAAGAUUAAUGGCUGGACAUUUUUAUCGCCCACUGAACAAAAUACGCUUCGAGGCAAGUCUUAUGAAGAAAAGGUAUUGCUUUUAACUAAAAAGGCAUUAUAUAUUUGCACGUUUCAUUAUCGUUUGGAAAAAGUUAUGCAAUUUAAGCGAAUUGGAUUAGGUGAAAUCACUUCAGUUGAAAAAGGAGAGUACAUUUUAUCUACAUUGUAUCCAUCAUGUGUGUCAGUCGAAGAUAAUUAUGGUUUCAUAAUAUAUUAUAGAGCGUCAGGCGAGUCAAGUAGAACAAAUUCGGCAUUUAGAAGUAAUUUGGUUGGUGAGGCAACAAAAUUUGUUGGAGGAAGCGGACAAAAAGAACAAAAAACAAGUCAACAAGCUGUUAAUGAAGUAGUUGAUGAAAUUGUUAAAGCUUGUUAUGAAAUAGGUAAUGCCGAUGAUGUUGAUUUUGUUAUUGAAAGACCUAUUAUAAGUUUGGAAGAAGCAAAUAAGAAUACUGGAAUCAUGACUAAAGUGGGAUUUAAAGUUAAACAAGCAUUAUGGCUUUGA
Funneliformis caledonium is the source of this 2790-nucleotide messenger RNA. The record is from the annotation of a GenBank genome assembly. Lineage: Eukaryota; Fungi; Glomeromycota; Glomeromycetes; Glomerales; Glomeraceae.